This is a messenger RNA of Volvox carteri f. nagariensis, 954 nucleotides long. RefSeq lists its product as uncharacterized. Bases 118 to 954 code for a protein of 278 amino acids. The transcript is spliced from 6 exons. NCBI's taxonomy places the organism in Eukaryota, Viridiplantae, Chlorophyta, Chlorophyceae, Chlamydomonadales, Volvocaceae. The record is from RefSeq and is a predicted model, not a curated record.
CUUGGCUUUGGCAGCUGUGAUUUCCACUCGUAUUGAGAACUACUCCGAGUAAUCUCCGUGGGCGAGCAGUCUAGGUAGCAAUAUUCCAUACGCAAGUUAAAGCUACGAAACAGCACGAUGGCCUCUGUAAUUAUUUCAGUACAAAAUGCUGCGACUUUCAGCAGAGUUGCAGGCCGAGCGGUGCCUAGGCGACUGCCGGUGGUGAAGGUGCGCGCCGCGUCAUCUGCUGCUAGUGGACUGGAGGGUUAUAAAGUCCUGGUCGCAGGGGCAACAGGCGGCUCCGGAAAGGAGGUCGUGGCGGCGCUGGCGGCAAAGAACGUGCCAGUCCGCGCCCUUGUCCGGGACACCUCCAAGGCCGGUAGUGAGGGCCUGGCCGGCCUAGGCAGCGGCACAGAGCUGGUGCGAGGUGAUGUGUUUCAGUUCGCCAGCCUGCCGCCAGCCAUGGAGGACUGUACGGCGGUGAUUUGCUGCACCGGGGCCCGAGACCCCCGGGAUCCCCUGGGGCCAUUCAACGUGGAUUACCAGGGCACCCUCAACCUCAUAGCCGCCGCCAAGCAAAAGGGCGUCAGACAGUUUGUACUCAUUAGCAGUAUUGGCGCCGAUGACCUGCUGAACCCUCUGAACCUGUUCUGGGGCGUCCUAUUCUGGAAGAAACGCGCGGAGGAGGAGCUCCAACGUAGCGGCCUGACGUACACAAUCGUACGACCCGGAGGACUUAAGACAAAAUUGGGGCAGGGUGAGGUGGCUGGAAACAUUGUCAUGGGCGCUCCGGGCACCUUUGGAAUCCCGCCUGCUAAGAAGUCGGGUAGCAUCCUGCGCAGCCAGGUAGCCGACGUGUGCGUGGCGGCUCUGACGGAGCCCGCCGCAGCCAACAAGGUGGUGGAGGUCAUUGCGGAGAAGGACGCACCCAGCAAGCCGCUUGGGGAGCUGUUUGCCGGAGUGAAUUGGUUCUAA